Mesocestoides corti is the source of this 1056-nucleotide messenger RNA. The record is from the annotation of a GenBank genome assembly. NCBI's taxonomy places the organism in Eukaryota, Metazoa, Platyhelminthes, Cestoda, Cyclophyllidea, Mesocestoididae.
AUGAAUUUCGACUGUAACGCCGACGCCGAAAAGAUUUACAAUGCAUGCAAAGGCCUGGGCACCAAGGAGGAAGACAUAAUCAAAGUUAUCGGCAAUCGAAAUCUGGCUCAGAGGCAUCAGAUUCGUCUAGCCUACUUUUCAAAGUACAACAAAGACCUUCUUGAUGUCCUAGACAGCGAACUGAGCGGUGAUUUCGGUUAUCUUUCAAGAAGUCUUUUCCUUGGACCCAUUCAAGUCUUGGCGAUGGAUCUGUACAAAAUCUUCAAAAAGACCGGCUCUGCUGGCGGUGAUAUAAACGACAUAAUCUGCUGCCUCAGUCCCUCGGAGAUAACUGCUCUGAAGGCUGCCUACUUGGAGGAUGAUGAUGAUGCUGAAGAUGAGCCGAUUGACCUUCAUGCCCCAGAGGAUAACAAGCUAGUUCUAAAUUAUGAAGGAGUAAAGGACAAAGCGCGAAGCCUGGAGAAGGACAUAGAGAAGGAGACCAAGGGUCAGCAUCGAGACUUCCUUCUCAAAUUUAUCAACACUAAUCGCCGUGAAUUCACCCCAGAGGAGAUUAGGUCGGUUGCCUCGUCCGGGCGCUGGGACAUGCUAGUGGAUAUGCAACAAGUGGAACGUAACGCAACUGCCAUUCACGACGCGACAGAGGGGAAAGCUGGUAAAGGAAACGAAGUAGAAGUUACAAGAAUCCUUUCUACUGCAAGCGCCUUGGAUCUUCGGGCAAUGUAUGACCACUACCGUGAUGUCUACAAGGUCUCGAUGGUCGAUGCCAUCUCCAAGGCCUUCAAGAACCCGCUACGUAAUGCUUACAACAACGUCAUAAUGACCGCAGUCGACCUUCGACUCCUCCUGGUUGCGCAGCUCUACAACGCCAUGCACGGACUGGGAACCGACGAGCGCACGCUCUCGCGCAUCUUCACCAUUCGGUCUGAGAUCGACCUUCACAACUUGAGGAUGCUUUUCCAAGAGAAAGUCGGGCGUUCAUUGGGGGAGAUGGUGAAGAGCGACACCAGCGGUGACUAUCGUUCCCUUCUUCUGACCAUCCUCGGAGAAAAGUAG